Molecule: messenger RNA, 4289 nt
Organism: Perca fluviatilis (European perch)
Lineage: Eukaryota; Metazoa; Chordata; Actinopteri; Perciformes; Percidae
Gene: crispld2
Product: cysteine-rich secretory protein LCCL domain containing 2
Exons: 15
Coding region: 295-1857 (520 amino acids)
Cellular component (GO): extracellular region
Source: RefSeq, a predicted model, not a curated record
AGUCAUUUUUUCCUCUAGUCCUGAGGGGUCUCCUUCUCUAGCCUAUAUAAGGCACUGUGAGCUGCUCAGGAGUUCCACAGCUCCUGUGUGCUUCAGGAACACCGCCAACAAGCAGCAGCUCGCUCCUCUCACAAGGGAAUAAUACCUACAGCUCUCCGGCGCGCUGAGGAAACUGCUCUGAAAUAUUCAACUGGAUACAAAGUGAGAAAGAUCGAGGUUGUGUCUGGGACUUCACACACAAUCUGCUGUCUGCUGCAGUCUGAAAGUCGAAACCCUGACAGCUGAAGUGUCAGAAUGACCUGUGCUGCCAUGACCUGGAUCCCUGUCCUCUCCCUCUCCCUCCUGCUGUUGUGCGUCAGGGACUCAGCUUCCCUCUUCCUGCCCGACUCCAAUGAGCUCAGGCAGCUGCUGAGCCGCUACGAGGAGGAAGCGGACCAGAACGGCACCAACAACGCAGCUAGCAACAGGACCCGACGAGCCAUCCGCUGGUCGGACCGCGAGGAGAUCCUCCAGCUGCACAACAAGCUGAGGGGCGCCGUCUACCCCACUGCCUCAAACAUGGAGUACAUGGUUUGGGAUGAUGAGUUGGAGCGGUCCGCCACUCACUGGGCAGAGCAGUGUCAGUGGGACCAUGGACCUCAGGACCUGCUCAUGUCUAUUGGACAAAACCUGGCUGUUCACUGGGGAAGAUACCGCUCUCCUGCCUUCCAUGUCCAGGCCUGGUACGAUGAGGUGAAAGACUACACCUAUCCGUACCCCCAGGAGUGCAAUCCCUGGUGUCCAGAUCGCUGCUCCGGGCCCAUGUGCACCCAUUACACCCAGCUGGUCUGGGCAACCACUAGUCGAGUUGGCUGCGCUGUGCACGUGUGUCCAAGGAUGAACGUGUGGGGAGAAACAUGGGAGAACUCUGUUUACCUUGUGUGCAACUAUUCCCCAAAGGGCAACUGGAUCGGCGAGGCUCCAUACCAGCACGGCCGCCCUUGCUCCCAGUGCCCUCCCAGCUUUGGAGGAGGAUGUAGGAAUAACCUGUGCUACAAAGACUCGCAGCGCUCAGAGACAGAGGACAUGAACGAGGUGGAGAAACCUCAGGUUCCCCUGCCACCUCGUACCACCGCCAAACCUAAACCGUCUCCCCCGAAGAAAUCAGCAUCUAAACCCUUCAUUCCUAAGCCCACCACACACAGGACACCAUCUUCAAAGACUCCCAGCAACACCUUUCUCGCUCAGAACAUUAAGUGUGAGACUAGACUGCGAGAUAAGUGUAGAGGCAGAACCUGCAACAGAUAUAAUUGUCCUGCUAAUUGUCUAAAUAAGAAAGGGAAAGUCUGGGGAACUAUCUUUUACGAUGUGCAAUCGAGUAUUUGCCGAGCUGCUAUCCACUUUGGUGUCAUCGACAACAAUGGAGGAUUGGUUGAAGUCACAAGGAAGGACAAGUUGCCAUUCUUUGUCAGAGCUACUAAGAAUGGCAUAGAGUCCUACAGUAAAUAUAAACCCAGUAAUGCCUUUGUGGUGGCCAAAGUGGAAGAAAUAACUGCUGACUGCUACACCACAGUGGCUGAAAUCUGCCCUUACAAAAAGCCUGACUCUCACUGUCCAAGAAUCUUCUGUCCGGCAAACUGUAAGACUCAGCCUUCCUAUUGGUCACCUGUGUUUGGAAACAACAUCUACACAGAUAGCUCCAGUAUUUGUAAAGCAGCCAUCCAUGCAGGGGCAAUCAAAGCAGACGGUGGUUUUGUGGAUGUUCUGCCACUGGACAAGAGAAAGCACUAUGCUGGAGUCCUGAAAAAUGGCAUCCAGUCUGAGAGCAAGAGCAGCGCAGAGGGUGCCUCUUUUCGAAUCUUUGCUGUGAGGGAGUGAGACUUAGGAUCAGAAGUCCAGAGACCAACAGAGUCACCUCAGCUGCUCUUGAAGAGCAGGAAGUGCCCACAGGUUGGAUACCAUGGCUGUUCAUCUGUCUCUGUCUCUGUGCCUUCAGUGGAAAAAGAACAUCCCAGCAGAUUUACACGUUUCCCCUCUUUGUUAAUAAACAAUAGCCACCCAGUAAAAGUUGUCCAAUAUUUUGAAGGACUGUUAUUGUUUUUUUAACUUUUAAAUCCAAAUACAGAUCUUUUUUUCAUAUUUACCUAAUCUGUGAAUACAGAAUGUUUUUUUAUGUAUUAUGAUGCAUUGAACAGCUGGUGCUGGAAGUUUUGAGUUUGACUUGCUUUACAGAAAGUAUUAUGUUUACAUUGAUGUUCUUAUUACAAAUUCAAAUUGGUUUUCAUACACAGGAAUGUAUACUGAUCACACUGUAUUUAAUCACCGUGUACAGAAUAUAUGAUAUUUUGUUUGUUUUAAAAAUGGAGUACCAUAUAUUAACAUUUUUAUGUCUGUUCUGAUUUUACAUUUUAUUGUAUUGCCUUUUCUGCUCAUGUGAAUAAUCUUUGCUUUUUGCUCUUAAUUAUUUAGCCUGUGAUACCAAAUCUAAGUUUAAAUUGUAUUUAUAACUUAAGUGGUGUGCGCUCAUUGUGAGUGAGGAUGUUUUGUUGGCUGGGUAGACCAGAACUCAUCAGGCAUUUACAAAAGGAGAGGAAACAGUGUGGUAAAUGGAAGUGUAUGCAGGCAGCAGGCACUGCUGUAGAGAGAUUAUGUUUCCCUUUUGAAGGAUGGUCUCACUUUAGUGCCAGACAUGUGGAGGUGAUUUAGUGAAGGUGUUGCGUUGCUAAGUUUGCUAUGUAGAGUAUAGAUAGCUGGUGUAGAUGGCUCCUCACAAUGGUGGCAAUAUUGUAGAUGUAUUAAAUGACAAUCACAGACAGUAGACAUGUUAAAGAUAACAAGCAGUCAUUUGUCAUUUUAUAUUUAUUAUUGCUUAGUGCUUUCCUCAUCUCUCUUGUUUCUGUAAGAUAUACGAAAAUGAUAAAUUUGUCCCCUCCCCACCAAGGCCAGAUGAAUGUGUCACGUUUCAGGUACAGAGAGAGUCUUAUGUGUAAAAACUAGACCAUAUGUUGAGGUGUGUGUGAAUGUGUUUAAGAUUUUCAUCAUCAAAAUGCAGUUUAUGCACUUUGGAACAAUUUACACUAUGCAGUGCAGGCAGGAUACAGACACCUGUGAUAUAUACAUUAUAUCACUAUACUGGAUUAAGGCACUGUUGCCUUAAUUAAAGCAGUGUCCCAUUUUAUUGACUUUAACUUGUUAUUUUUUUUUUUAAUCCUUUUACACUUUAACUUUGGUACCUGCUGCCUGGUGUUUCUGCUGUGUUUCUUAAAAUCACAGAAAAAAAGUAUAAAGUAAGUAGUAAGUUAGCAUCCCUUAUGUGCUGAUGAGUCCAAUUUCUUUAGGACUGGGGUGUCCAAUUGUACCAUUAAAGGAGAAUUCCGGCCAAUUUUUACAUUAAUCUUGAUUGUUAUAAAUAUGCAAGUACAUUCGAUUGAAAAAAACCCGACCUGAAUCGGUCCUAGCAAACUGGAGUUGCUGCAGCUACUGUACCUUUACAAGCUUCCACUGAGCUAAAACGGCAGUUGUCGGGGGAAGUUUUAGAGUGCUUUUUUGUCUCUUAACAGACACAAAAUGCAAUUAAAAUGUCCGUGCAACAUGAAAAGGGCCCUUACGUGACAACAAGAUGCGUUUUCAACUCGAACAUUGUUUAAAUUCACCUACUGUCUUGAUCUUGCCGGUAGGUAGCUCGCCCUGUUAGCUGCCAUCCGUGAUAAGUGUGUUCAGCCAGGCUACUGUGAAAAUCAUCACGCAGCAGUUCUGUGUGUAUUUGUAGCUCAUCCAUUUUGUGUGGGAUCGAUCUGGUGUUGGUGAGUAGGAGGCUUAGCAGUGUCGAUCUGUGUGGUAGUUCCCUUAGCUGCGCUAGCAGGCCCGACUUCCAUCCUUGCUUCUCGGGGCAAUCUGCACACUGUUUACCUUUUCCUGCUACACCGGGACUUCAGCGCGAGACUACAGCUAGCCUUCUCUAAUGCUAUCACUGUGCAAGCCACAGACAUCAUUUGGCCCGUUUCCAUGUAGUUACAUAGUCACUGACAUGGUCAUAACCACUACAGUGCUCAAUUACCUAUUUUUGAGGGGGAAUAAACUUCAAGUUUUCAUCGCGAAGGCAUGACCUGUCCUCUGGAGGACAUAGCCAGACCACCGGGCACUCACUGGAUUGUUUUUGGGAGCGGGAGGCGAUGAAGGCGGGGAGAAAUCAGAAGCAAGGAUCCCAGUCGGGCCUGCUAGCGCGGCUAAGGGAACUACCACGCAGAUAGACAAUGCCAAGCCUCCUACUCACCAACACCAGAUCGAUCACACACAAAAUGGAUGAGCUA